ACACAAUAUCACAAGUUAUCCACACUCCUAAAAACACAUCAUAUUCAAAUAUAUGGAAUGAUCUAUUUAUCGCUACUGUAUACAUGAUAGAAUAAAUAAUCUCAUAUUUCUAAUCAAAUAUAAGAUAAUAUAAUUCUGCAUUUUGUCUUUAAAAUUAUUAUGCUUUACGUCUUACGCCAAACUAUAUAAAUGAAAGUCUACUUUCUAUUGUCACCCAUUAAACGUGUAAGACACAUUGCACGUAUUCAAUAGUGCAAUGUAAAGUAAAGUAAACUCUUGCGUGCUGUCAUUUCUUUUUGGUGCAAGAAACUAAUACUUAAUAUAUUCUAUACCACAUGGUCUUAGCCUUUGUAACUAAUUAAGCUUAUUUAAUCCAACCCCCCCAAAGCUAAAACUAUAAAUCAAAGUUGUUUGCAACAACAAAUAAUCAAUUAUGACUAAGUUAACAAUCUUUCUCUUUCUCUCCUUUUGCCUAAUUUCAUCAUCAUAUUCAUUGGCCUACAAAAGUACUCAUGAUGACUUUGUUGAAUGUCUUUCUCACAAAAUUAUGAACUCAACCUUAAUAUCACAAGUCAUACACACUCCUAAAAACUCAUCAUAUUCCACCCUUUUAAACUCAUUUUCAUUUAACCUAAGGAUAAGCUCCAACUUCGAACCAUCAACAAUUUUCACUCCUACCAACGAAUCUCAAAUCCAGGAAGCUAUACAUUGCUCCAAGAAACAUGGUCUACAAAUUAGAAUUCGAGGCGGUGGACAUGACUAUGAGGGACUUUCAUACAUUUCCGAGAUUCCCUUUGUCGUAAUUGAUCUUAGAAACCUAAGAUCAAUAUCCAUUGACACCGAAAAAAAGACAGCUUGGAUUCAAGCUGGCGCGACCCUAGGAGAAGUUUACUAUAGAAUCGCGGAAAAAAGUAAAAAAUUAGCCUUUGCUGCUGGGGUUUGCCCAACUGUGGGUGUUGGUGGACACUUUAGUGGUGGAGGGUAUGGUAUGUUGUCAAGAAAAUACGGUACUGCUGCUGAUAACAUCAUUGAUGCAAAAUUAAUUGGUGCUAAUGGACGUAUCCAUGAUCGAGAAUCAAUGGGUGAGGAUCACUUUUGGGCUAUUAGAGGAGGUGGAGGGACUAGUUUUGGUCUCAUUAUCUCGUGGAAAAUAAAAUUAGUUGAUAUUCCAGAAAAGGUAACCGUGUUCAAUGUGCCACGAACAUUGGAACAAAAUGUUACUCAACUUGUUUACAAAUGGCAACAUAUCGCAGACAAAGUUGAUGACAAUCUCCUCCUCAGGAUCUUCGUGAGAAAUAGUGAAUUUCCAUUCGGGGGUGGGCAAAGGACUAUCCACGCCUCUUUCGUUGCACUAUACGUUGGAGGAGUGGAUGAACUCCUCCACGAAGUUCAAAAGAGCUUCGCGGAGCUAGGGUUAGUGAAAGACGAUUGCAUUGAGAUGAGUUGGAUUGAAUCUACACUCUUCUUUGCGGGUUUCCCUAGGAAUACAUCACUUGAUGUGUUACUAAAUUGGAAUACCACAACUAAUCAAAAAGGAUACUUCAAAGGGAAAUCAGACUAUGUCCAACAAACAAUUUCUUUGAAUGGUAUUGAAGGUGUAUUGAAACUAUUAUUCAACCAAUUAGGAGGCGAAAACUCGGGUGCUGAAUUACAAUUUAGUCCUUACGGAGGAAAGUUGAGCGAUAUCUCAGAAUUUGAAAUUCCUUUCCCUCAUAGAGCUGGAAACAUAUUCAUGAUUGAGUACGCGGUGUAUUGGGGAAAUAUUAACUAUUCUCAAAGUAACAUAGAUUGGAGUCGAAAAAUUUAUCGAUACAUGGGUAAGUAUGUAUCAAAAUCUCCAAGAGCUGCAUAUUUCAAUUAUAGAGAUCUUGAUUUAGGGAUGAAUAAUAUUAGUGGAAACACAAGCUAUGCACAAGCAAGAAUUUGGGGAGUGAAAUAUUUCAAGAACAACUUUGAUAGAUUGGUCAAAAUCAAGACUAAAAUUGAUCCAACAAAUUUCUUUAGGAAUGAACAAAGUAUUCCUCCUCUAUAUCUUUUUUUAGGUCAUAAUAUAUGGUAGUGAAUUUAUAUAUAUAUAUAUAUAGUCCUAAAAAUUAAAUGUAUCAUUCAAAGAUUGUUCAAGAUAAAUAGUGUUUGAUUUAUGAAUUCUUUUCAAGUAAUAAAUUUUCUAUAUAUUAUGUUCUUCAUGUUAUAGUUCGUGAACUUGUACAUCAGUAUGAGUUAAUAAUUACUAACACAACACUCGUGGAUUUUUGGUAGUGGUGUCACCCCCUGAGCUUACACCUUAGGCGAGAUUGACACUCGAGAAUCAUUGUUGGCCCUAAGCAACCCUUGACCUUACUUACUACUUAGCGGAAGACUUAUAUAACAAGGAAAUAGUGUCUCAAAAGAUAAACUCAUGAAAUAAACUUAGAAUAUCUUAAAAUCAACAUCCAACUAGAUAAAACGACAACUCAAGUCUCAACAUCAUACACUGAAAAAUGGAAAA
Messenger RNA from Solanum lycopersicum (tomato), 2488 nucleotides. Its product is annotated as tetrahydroberberine oxidase-like. The record is from RefSeq and is a predicted model, not a curated record. Lineage: Eukaryota; Viridiplantae; Streptophyta; Magnoliopsida; Solanales; Solanaceae. Gene Ontology annotation, molecular function: oxidoreductase activity; FAD binding.